Molecule: messenger RNA, 3865 nt
Organism: Danio aesculapii
Lineage: Eukaryota; Metazoa; Chordata; Actinopteri; Cypriniformes; Danionidae
Gene: l3mbtl1b
Product: L3MBTL histone methyl-lysine binding protein 1b
Exons: 21
Coding region: 103-2544 (813 amino acids)
Biological process (GO): regulation of DNA-templated transcription
Cellular component (GO): nucleus
Molecular function (GO): protein binding; zinc ion binding
Source: RefSeq, a predicted model, not a curated record
UCGAAGCGUUUUCAUUAUUGAACACGAUAUCUUUGAUAACUUAAACAAUAUGUGCUUGUGUGGCGCUUUAAAAGUAUUAGUGAAGUGUCCGACACUUGCCACAUGGAAGUGAUUAUAACCAGGCCUGUGAAGAUCGCUGACGUUCAGACUUGGUGCAGUCGUCAUUGUUUUCAAGAAAAGAUGGCAGAGACAUCUGUGAGUGAUGGUCCUGCCACAGGAGGUGAUUUUGACAUGAUGAGUGCUCUAGACUGGAAGGACGGCAUAGCCACAUUGCCUGGAAGUGACAUUCGGUUUCGGAUGACUGAAUUUGGCACUUUGGAGAUUGUCACAGAGGCAGAACCCAAAAUUAAAGAGGCAGCGCUUACAGACCCACAGUUUAAAACUACAGGCACAAACAACAGUCAUCCACCUGAAUUAAACACAACUUCAAAUCAGACUGCAAAGAUCCAGUCAAAUACUGAUACUCAUCAGACAAGUACUCCCGCCUCCAACGAACCCCAAAGGCAGGCCGGCGGGGGCAGCGGUGCGAUUGAAAACCCCAGCAUGAACACUGUUCCCAAUGCCAUCGUUCCUGUCACCGAAGCCCCCGUAAACUGCAGGUCCUGUGGUCUCUCUGGCUCACGGGAGUCCUUCCUACAGGGCAAAUUUUGCAGCGCAUCUUGUGUACAGCCUUCUAGUGGCAGGUCAACCCCAGCUGAGGCAAUCGAAGGCGAGCGUUUAGGUAAACGUGUGAGAAAGAAGAAGAAGAUGUUUAUGGAAUCUGAAGAUGAGGAGGAGGAGAAUAUAGAAGAGGAAGAGGAGAGAGUUAAAUCCUCAAAGGGCAGACGAGCAGCUAAAGUUGCUAGACUAGUAACGGCACCUCUCGUGAAGAAGAAAACCUGGAGCUGGUCAGUUUAUCUGGAGGAGGAGAGAGCUGCCGCCGCUCCUAUCAAACUCUUUAAAGAGCACCAGUCCUUUCCACAAAGCAGGAAUGGAUUUAAAGUUGGCAUGAAAUUAGAAGGACUGGACCCCUGUCAUCCUGCCCUCUUCUGUGUUUUGACAGUUGCGGAGGUGCAAGGCUACAGGAUUCGACUUCAUUUUGAUGGUUAUCCUGAGUGCUAUGACUUUUGGGUUAAUGCUGACUCGUGGGAUGUGAAGCCUCCAGGGUGGUGUGAGAAAACCAGCCUCAAGCUUUUGCUGCCAAAAGGCUGCAGAGAUGGGGAGUUUAACUGGAAUACAUAUGUGAAAAACUGUAGAGGUCAAUUGGCCCCCAAACAUCUCUUCAAAAGUCUUAAUACAUCCGUCACGCCAUCAGGAUUUCGUGCAGGGAUGAAGCUGGAAGCCGUGGACAGGAAGAACCUGUCAGACAUUUGUGUAGCGACCAUUGCUGCUGCUGUCGAUAACCGACUCCUCAUUCACAUUGACCACUGCGAUGACACGCAUGAUUAUUGGUGUGAUGCCAGCAGUCCAUACAUUCAUCCAGUAGGGUAUUGUGAGGAAGCCAAGUUAACCCUUACUACACCUGCAGAGUAUAAACACCUUAAGGGCUUUUUCUGGGAAAAAUACCUUGAAGAAACUGGAACGCAGGCUGCCCCAGCCAGAGCCUUUAAACAGAGACCACCACAUGGCUUCCAAGUUGGGGUGAAGCUGGAGGCAGUGGAUAAACGUAAUGCCAUGCUCAUCCGUGUUGCCACUAUCUCUGAUACAGAAGAACACAGAGUCAAGCUCCAUUUCGAUGGUUGGAGUGAUGAAUAUGAUUAUUGGCUAGAUGCCGACAGCCCAGAACUGCACCCCGUAGGCUGGUGUCAGAAGACAGGCCAUCCUCUACAACACCCCAAUGGUACUAGAGAUUCUCCAGUUCCUCCAGGACAAGGCUGUCCAACCCCAGGAUGCAACGGAGUCGGACACAUCAGAGGACCUCGGUAUGGGACACAUUACACGGCGGUGAGUUGUCCAUACUCGGAUUUAAAUUUUAAUAAGGACGGGUUGGUUCCAGACAGGCUGAACGGGGAGAGGCCAGUCACCCUCAGUGGACCUCCACGUCAUCGGCGUGCUGAAACACUCACUCAAACACAUCAACCCACGUCCAGCGCCAGCACUCCAGAGCCCCCAGACACCACCACUGAUGCCUGCCCGCAAACCCGGCCCGUGCGCGAGCAUGUUGUGACUGCCACUGCUCCCAAAUGUGUCAAGGCACCACAGGUGAAGCAGGAAGGGGACGGAAAAGAUUCUCUCCAGCAGUUACUGCAUGAGUCUGUGUUUUGUGGAUGGGAGCCGCCGAGGUUUCAGCUGUGUUGGGAGAAGCAUGGCAAACUGUUGCCCGAAGCUUUAGGCCUCACUGCCAAGAGAGUGUCCAAGUGGAACACAGAGGAGGUUGUAAGUUUUGUACGAGGGCUUCCUGGCUGCAGAGAGCAUGCUCCCACCUUCAGGAAGGAGCAAAUUGAUGGCGAGGCCUUCCUGCUCCUUACUCAAUCAGACAUUGUAAAGAUUCUGAGCAUCAAGCUCGGCCCUGCUCUCAAAAUCUAUAACUCUAUCCUCAUGCUGAAGAGCGCAGAUGAGGAGUAAUGUCUGAAAGUUGCUCCAUCCCUCCACAAGCGUUUCUGACCAAUGCUCAGUCAUUACUCUCACUAUGAUUGACAGACUUUGGCAAGUCAGCCAAUUGAACAAACUCUACAUGAUCAGAAAAAUCCCAUCCCUAAAAAGCUGAUCAUAUAUGACGUCACCCCUCCCAGCUCCUCUAAAAUAAGUCUCGUGAAACAGAUGGUCUGAUUGAUUAUCCGAUCAUCUGUUGAUUUUACACUCUGGAGGGGGUGCAUGUGGACACUAUACUGAAGCACCUUAAAAUGCUUAAAGCUUAAACUGGAACCUUGCGCUGUAGAUAUUUAUCUUUUUAUGGUUGCUAACAUGACGGCUAAUCGAGAGGAAAGAUUGGUGGAGCUUUUACUUGAAAUAUCAAUUUUUAAAAAAUGCAAAAAGACCAUUGUUUGUAAUCAAACACACAUCCCAAAGGAUCCGGAUUGGCCUGUUUGAAACCACUAGAGGGCAGCGGGAUUUUGUGUGUGUGUGUGUGCGUGUGCGUGUGUGUGUGUGUGUGUGUGUUUGAAAGACUUUGCAAGCACGUGUGUGUGUGUAAAAUGAAUAAUGGGUGCUUGCAUUAAAUGUCAGGGAAUUGUUGUUCUGGGCAGAUCUGGAAUUGAAUGUCUCAGUUUGUAUUCACAUGAGAUGUGUGAUCUUGUAAAAAUGCAUUUGUAAAUUAAGAAAACAUUGUAUAGUGCUUUGGACGGUGUGCUGACUGUACAAACAGAAUAGAGAGAGAGUGUUCGUGUGUGUGUGUGUGUGUGUGUGUGUGUGUGUGUGUGUUCGUGUGUGUGCGUGUGUGUUUUAAGCCUCUGAGACCCUGAGAUAUUUUGUCUUGUACAAGCAUUCCUGAGCACCAAGACAUUUUGUCCUGUCAUUGACUGAGUAAAAGCUAAUCUGUUGUGUGGUGCAGCUCUGCUACAGCUGAUCUGACUCACUCUGCUUUCAUGCUUUGGUUUGGAUUUGCGGUGCUUCUGAAAUUAUACAUACAUGUACAGUAUAUGCCGGUUUAUCUUCUAGCAUUAAGGUCUGGAUACUCUGAUCAAAUUAGCGUGAGAAACCGGUGAGGAAUUUCAGAAUGGUUCUACAAAACAGUUAAAAUCCAAUACAGAUAAAAUUCUGCUAAUUUGACUACAAGGCAUUUGGACAAUGAUGGAAAAUCAAGAUGUGGGGAAAUCCUCAUUGCAGAGCUUUGGCGUGUGUGUUUGUGUGUAUGUCUAAGCAGAUGGGUUGUGUUUGACAGAAUGUGUUUUUGCCCAAAUGGAUGAAUGGAUAGAUUGAUGGAGAAUAAAUAAGGAUUUCCAACAGA